ACAAAAACAAUAGUGAAAGCGCUUUUCACAAGCGUAGAUAUAGUGUGAGCUGGAGUGACACCGUAUAUAAAGCCUUUGUAGCAUUAUGUUUUCAUUCUUCACCCGUACGGUACAACAGCUCUUCUUCACUCAGCAGCUUGUUCCACUUCUAAGAGCAAUGGCAGCAGCAGUCUUUUCCAGAAUCAGGGGACCAACUAUAGCCACCAAAGGCUUAUUUCUCAUCUUCUCUCUGCUGUGUCUUGCUUCAGUCGCAAGUUCCCAAGCUUCCGAGGAACAACAGAUACUUGAGGCGAUCAAGCAAGGAGUAAAAGACACAAACAGAUGGAAGGCAGAAGACAAAUAUAGAAAGGAAACAAUCACAAUACUAUUGGAUCUCUCAAGUUCACUGACCCACAAGGGCCAACUGGAACUAUUCCAGGAAACCCUACAAAGAGCUGUAAAUUUUGAAGAAAGGCUGAAGGCAAGAAGUACAAAGAUUUUCCAAAUGGUAACAAGAGAAAUUGAUGAACUGUUAGAGAACUACACACAUCAAGUGAAACUGGAGAUGUUAUUAGAAGAGUCCCCGCCAAUUCAGGAAAUGAAUGAAAUCAAUUUGCGCCUUGUAAAGAAUGGGAAAAUUUGCAUGGACAAGAAGAAGACUUUGCAAGAUGAAUCAAGAACUGUAAAAAUACUCGGUGGGGUGAUCACCAUCUUUCAUUUACUUUGGCAAAAUGUUGUAGUAAACAAAGAAUUUCUUUGGUUUUACGACAAUGAUUCUUUAAUUUAAACAUUAUACAUUUGUAUGCAAUUUAAAUAAAUGUAUUAUGUGAA
Haplochromis burtoni (Burton's mouthbrooder) is the source of this 810-nucleotide messenger RNA. RefSeq lists its product as uncharacterized. The coding region runs from base 86 to 766 and encodes 226 amino acids. The transcript is spliced from 6 exons. NCBI's taxonomy places the organism in Eukaryota, Metazoa, Chordata, Actinopteri, Cichliformes, Cichlidae. The record is from RefSeq and is a predicted model, not a curated record.